UUUCUCCGCUUCCUCUCGUCUUCCUUCUCGCCCCGCUCGCUAUUAACCACUUCGAGCCCGCAACAAAUCUGGUGCUCGAAGACAAGGGUCCCGAUCGGCGAUUCCGCAGCGGAAGCCCAAAUCUGCGACUUCAUCCCGGGAAUUCCAGUUUAGAAGAGGCAAGAUCCAACCUCGUUAACCCUUUACAAACCAAUCCCUUUUGCGUUAAUUGCUUUCGCUUCCCAUUAGUCGUUUGUGCCCGCGGGAUGAUGACGAUGGACGUGGAUCUGUAAGAAAUUUGAUACAUCAAACAAAAAUCGAUCUUCGUUCUAGAUUUUAGAGAUCCCCUCUGAUUUUUUGUGUGGAAGACGCGGUUUUGGACGGUUGCCAUUGUUCUAAGCUGGAUUUAAGCUGGUCAUCAUUCAAGAAUUGGAAUAGGUUGGAUGAGAGGGUUCUCAAAAGGGGAAAGGAGAUGAGACGGCGGCCUGUGGGGCGGGAGGGACAAUGAAUGGAGGGUCAUUGGGUCUACGAUCGGGGAGUUAUGGAUCGCUUCAGCAACAGCUGCAGAACGGUGCUGCUUUGCCGACUCAGUCGCCGCCCCUCCCAGUCCGCAAGACUUCGAAAAUGUCACUUUCCGGAUCAAGAGACAAGGAGAAGAUCUUGCCGAGGAUCUUCAAGUUUGCAGGGAGGAGGAAGGUCGGGAUGUUGCUCUUGCUCGUCGCCUCAGCUGCAGUGCUGUCUUUCAUUUCUGCCGUCACUAAAGAUGAAGACACAUCGGUGAGCCCUGAAUCUCGCAUGGGUUUCACAGACCAUGUCCGGAAUUUUGUAAACCCUAGUAGACCAUCAUUUAAUAAUUUCAAGCCUCUCUUUGCACCUGCAAAAGUAACUGAGGGCAACAGCACUUCCUAUGCAAACCAUGAGUCUGCAAAUACUCAUAAUAAAACACAGCUCUCUAUUCCCAUUCUUCCUCCAACACCACAUCCUUGUGAAAGUUUCACUCUUCCUCCUCCACCAGCUGAUAAGAAGCGCACUGGUCCACGUCCAUGUCCAGUUUGUUAUGUCCCUGUAGAGCAGGCUGUGCUACUCAUGCCACCUUCACCAUCAGCAUCGCCCAUUCUUAAGGAUUUAAGCUACUACUCAGAAGAUAACUUGAUUGCCAAUGAGUCAAAUGGAGGCUCUAUCUUUGGGGGACAUCCAUCUCUGCUACAUAGGAAUGAAUCAUUCAAUAUCAAAGAAUCAAUGAUGGUGCACUGUGGAUUCGUCAAAGGAAAGAGACCUGGUCAAGGGACUGGAUUUGACAUAAAUGACACUGAUCUUCUUGAGAUGGGGGAAUGCCAUGAUGUGGUCAUUGCCUCUGCUAUUUUUGGAAAUUAUGAUAUAAUGCAACAACCAAAGAAUAUUAGUGAAUAUGCAAAGAGGAAUGCCUGCUUUUAUAUGUUUGUUGAUGAAGAAACUGAAGCAUACAUAAAGAAUUCUAGUGGCCUAGUUGAUACCAAAAGAGUUGGUCUAUGGAGAGUGGUGGUAGUUCGAAACCUUCCUUAUGAUGACGCAAGGCGCAAUGGGAAGGUUCCAAAACUUCUGCUCCAAAGGCUUUUCCCAAAUGCCCGGUUUUCUCUUUGGAUUGAUGGAAAACUUGAGUUGGUCGUGGAUCCUUAUCAAGUUCUUGAGAGAUUCUUGUGGCGGAAGAACUACACUUUUGCAAUCUCCAGGCAUUACAGGCGCUUUGAUGUUUUUGAGGAAGCAGAGGCUAACAAAGCUGCUGGAAAAUACGACAAUGCAUCCAUAGAUAGUCAAAUUGAGUUUUAUAAGAAAGAGGGUCUCACGCCUUAUUCUUUGUCCAAGCUUCCAAUUACAAGUGAUGUCCCUGAGGGAUGUGUGAUCAUCAAAGAGCACAUCCCUAUAACCAAUCUGUUCACGUGCCUGUGGUUCAAUGAAGUUGAUCGUUUUACCUCUAGGGAUCAGAUCAGCUUCAGCACUGUAAGAGAUAAGAUAAUGUCUCAAGUGAAUUGGACAAUCAACAUGUUUAUGGACUGUGAAAGACGCAAUUUUGUUGUUCAGGCAUACCACAAAGACUUGUUGGAACAACGGAAAGAACUUGCCUCCUUGAUCCAGCCACCACCUCCUGUGGUGUCUAAUAAAUCACCUCGAGAAUUAAUUCCAGCGGCUCCAGACAGGCUUGCAAGAGCUCCACCGUCGAGGAAGCUGCCUGGGAAGAUAUCCAUGAGGCGUGGGAGGGACAAAAAAUCAGGUUCGAGGCGUCAUCACCCUCGUGCUGGCGCUGGAAAAGAUAACAAUUCGAUCUGAGAUUUUGCACACAUUGAUUCUUUUUCAAGGUUCCUACAGUAUUAUUAGCCGUGGGUCUGCCAAUUCAGGACUAAUUGCCUCCUAGAGGACCCAUUCUUGAGUAUACCGCUCUAUUAUUUUUGCGAGGAACUGUUAAUAGUGAUUCAAUUUUUUUUGUUACAAGUAAUCAGUUCAACAAUAAGUAGCAUUGGCAUCAAUCUCAACAUUUUUGUUCCGAAAGUUACAUCUUUGAUGCAAUCUUUAGUCCACUUUGUAACAUAAAUGUUUUGCUAGUCAAGAAUUGAUCCCGAGCUUCA
This is a messenger RNA of Musa acuminata AAA Group (dessert banana), 2579 nucleotides long. RefSeq names its product probable hexosyltransferase MUCI70. Lineage: Eukaryota; Viridiplantae; Streptophyta; Magnoliopsida; Zingiberales; Musaceae. The transcript has 10 exons. The record is from RefSeq and is a predicted model, not a curated record. Bases 484 to 2283 code for a protein of 599 amino acids.